Pseudo-nitzschia multistriata is the source of this 1989-nucleotide messenger RNA. The record is from the annotation of a GenBank genome assembly. NCBI's taxonomy places the organism in Eukaryota, Bacillariophyta, Bacillariophyceae, Bacillariales, Bacillariaceae.
AACUUCAAACACUUCUGACGUGUGGUGAGGUCUGCAAUGAUCACCAAGUAACAUCGAAGUCSAAUAAAAAUAUCGGCAUUGACAAUCUCAAUCAACCUGUAGUGGAGUCAUUCGUUCAUAAAGGCUACAAAAAGCAACUAUGGUUGAACGCGGAGGAGAAACCAACAUGGAGAAGCUUGAACUAUUAUCACAGACAGCUAUUUUGAAGCAGGGAAUAGAUAGGACUGGUGGCAGUGAGGAARAAAAAAMUAGCAGCGAUGAAAAAUACGAAAACGCAGUUCUAGUUGAUAGCAGCAACCAUAUGGUGACGGGAUUGCCUUCUUUUUCGCACACGCAACAUCUCCUUUCUGCAGCUGUGGCUGCUGGUACUGGUAGUGGAUCUGUUCCUCCAGGUUAUACUGGGGACAAGAGAAACAGAACAAAACCACUUCGACCCUUUCCCGUUGGGACUACAGCAGCGGUUGGUAGGAACAUAGCGAGUCCUGUCUCGACUGAUGGGGAAGACGAAGAAGAACCGGGAGCAAUACURAGAGGCACCUCGACCACUUCGAACAGGAUCAAGCUCAGCACCCAUAAUGCGAAAGCUUGUAUCGUUGAGUCUCGAAGUCCGAUUACAACCCUUGAGUAUGGCCACCAGGUUGCUGUAGGUUCAUCACCUCCGUAUCCUUCCUCUCCUGCGACUUACGGCUUUGGCUUGGUACAAAACCACAGUCAUAGUUUGAACCAGCAUCAGCCGCAGGAACACCAAGAGUAUCAAGUUUCGCUUUAUCACAAUCAACACCGGAGUAUAAUCCGUACCUUAUCCGAAGCUUCCUUCGCACCUCCAUACAGCAACAACGCGAUGGCUGCCAAUUCCCACGCAGGAGCUGCUUCAACGACUAACAGCGAAAUUGGUGCAGCUUUUCAACCUCCGCAACAACAGCAAGCAGCACCACCUCGAUUGGAGUUACAGCCUCGGCACUCUUCAGAAGACAUGGCACGACAAAUCAGGGAACUGAAAGAGCAGUUGUCUGAAAAGGAUGUGCUUGUGUCUACCUUACAAAAUCGAGUCAAUUSUUUAGAGAAUCAGAUCCAUGAACUCCGGCAGCUCCCUACGGGAAAGAUAUCUCAUAUCCCAGUCGAGUAAGUAGUCUGAAAUCGCUUUCUCGCUGUAUCUGAUGAAGCUCGAUCCAAGACAGAUUUUUGGUCCAACGGCGUAUGACGUAUCACUGCAUUGACACUUAUCAUURCUUUCUUUUCUUGCUGACGUUAACGUUGUUAUGCUAUUGUUAUAGUGAUAUGAUUCGUAUAAUGCAAGUGUAUGGAUCAGAAGUCUCGAACCAAACUCUCCCUCAACAACGCAAGCAAAACAUCAAGAAAGCAUCCAUCGUACGCCAAUUCCGUCGCUGGAAUCCCAAUUUCUUCCGAUUUUUCGUUCAYCACAAUGGAGACUGGGUYCCCAAACUAGGAAGRGAAGGAGAACUUAGGCGCCGYGUCGAAAAACGUCGCCUUCUUCUUAUUGCGAAACAAAAUCAGAAUGCCGGCGUUCCAGGCGUUCCAAGAAGCAAAUAGAGCGAACUGGGUCACAUUUCAAAAAUACUCUACUCGAAAGGGGAACAUCAACAUGUGUAGAAACAACAUACAACCCAUACAACACAAAUGAAAGGACUCGAUCAAAGUCUCGCAUCAAAGCACUCGCACACCAUAGAAGAAAACGGGAACAAGUGGAAAGAAAGUCAAGCCCAAUGUGUUACAUGUCAAGAUCUUCCAACUACAAUACAAGCCAUACAUACAUACACCAUACAUACAAACAUAUACCACCGCAACACACACAGAUAUAAAGGAAGACAAGAAACGAUCCGACAAGCAUCUUUAUCUCCAGAGCACCUGGCGUCGUAAAUCACUAUGUCAAUAACAUUCCAAUAUCUUUACACUACCAACAUGACACCCAAGGUCCAAGCAGGGAAACUUUUYGAACCAACGCAUACAACAUAAAACUAAAGUAGAUGU